AUGGCACCCAGGCUAGCUGAACGUGUUCUCUUCUCUGUCUGUUCCAGGAAGUUCAACCAGAACUUUGUAGCCCAGCUCUGGUACUUCGUCAAGUGUAUUUACUUCGGGUUAUCUGCCUAUCAGAUCCGCUGCGGUUACCCGACCCGCAUCCUCGGAAACGUCCUCACCAAGAAAUACAACCACCUCAACCUGUUCCUCUUCCAAGGGUUUCGUCUUGUGCCGUUCCUGGUGGAGCUGCGGGCCGUGAUGGACUGGGUUUGGACAGACACCACUCUGUCCCUGUCAGACUGGAUGUGUGUGGAAGAUAUCUAUGCCAACAUCUUUAUCAUUAAAUGCAGCCGGGAAACAGAAAAGAAAUACCCCCAACCUAAGGGACAGAAGAAGAAGAAGAUAGUGAAAUACGGCAUGGGGGGACUAAUCAUUUUCUUCCUAAUCUGCAUCAUCUGGUUUCCCCUUCUCUUCAUUUCAUUGGUCAGAUCGGUGGUGGGUGUGGUCAACCACCCCAUCGACGUCACAGUCACUUUUAAACUGGGCGGCUAUGAGCCCCUGUUCACUAUGAGCGUGCAGCAGCAGUCCAUCAAGCCCUUCACAGCCGCCGAGUACGAGCAGCUCACCAAAACCUUCGGAGACAACGCAAAAGCCAUGCAGUUCAUCACCCUGUACAGCUAUGAGGACAUCGUGACGGCCAUGAUUGAGGGCAGCUCAGGAUCCGUGUGGAGGAUCAGCCCCCCCAGUAGGCAGGAGGUGGUCAAGGAGCUUCUGGGAAGCCCUAUGGACCUGACCCUCCGUCUGGCCUGGACCUUCCAGAGGGACCUGGGUAAGGGGGGGACAGUGGAGCACACGUUUGGCAAACACUCGAUCGACUUGGAGCCUGGGAACCCGGUCAGAGCAGAGCUGGCAUCUCUGCUCAUCGGCAACCGGACGGAGCCUGUCCUGGUUCCCAAUAUGUUCCCCAACUACAUGCGGGCCCCAAAUGGAGCCGAUGCCAAACCCGUCAGUCAGCUCUACAAAGAUGAUGAAGACGAUUACCAGGACAUCACUCUGUCCCUGAUGAGUGACCGGACGCCAAACAGCUCAGGGAACCAGGAGUGGUGGGACAUCGCCAUCGCCAGAUGCAAGCCGGCGUCAUGCACCGUGCUCCCCAUGGUCAUAUUCAACGACAAGGUUAGCCCGCCGAGCCUGGGCUUCCUGGCCGGAUACGGGAUCAUGGGUCUCUACGUGUCCGUGGUUCUGGUCAUCGGGAAGUUCGUCCGUGGGUUCUUCAGUGAGAUCUCCCACUCCAUCAUGUUCGAGGAGCUGCCCUGCGUGGACCGGAUCCUGAAGCUCUGCACAGACAUCUUCCUGGUUCGGGAAACAGGAGAGCUGGAGCUGGAGGAGGAGCUCUACUCCAAGCUAAUCUUCCUCUAUCGGUCUCCAGAGACGAUGAUCAAAUGGACCCGAGACAUCCACCUCAAGGAGCAGGACUGACCCGAUUGGCCGCCGGAGGCUGCGGCUUGGCAGGCGUGGGACCUGAACGCUCUCCUCAUGCUGGACUUUUUGUGUUUUUGCUGCUGCUGAUCCGACCGGACUCGGCACCGUGCCGUCGGAGCGAGGCCUGACGGCUGGACUCCUGUUGGAGCUUUGAACUGGGCUGUGUUUGUAGAACCAGCAGCUAUUGGGGCGGUACCUGCUGGGGGAACUGGCUGCUGCUCACAUGACCACCUCCAGCCCAGAGGGGGUCAGAGGUCCCUGGAAAACAUGUGUUAAAUAUAAGAUGGCUCCAUGAAGAUCCCAGAGCUUCAUCAGCUGCAGAGCAGCCUUCCUCCAUCUAGGUGGUCUAGGUCUAGGUGGCCUCGAGCAAACCUCAGACUACACUAGGUUCCAAUUUCCUAUAAAAAACUGGACUGAAGAAUCAUAAAGAUGAAAUGUUUUGGUUUUCAGUUUAACUCAUUGACCUCAGUCACCUGGACGAUCAACUUAAGGAAAACUUUACGUUCCACAUUUUUCAGCAGGUUUCAAACAAUACGGGGAAGAAAAAGGAUCAUCACUGUUAGAAAUAGUGCUGUGGUUUGGAGAAGGGAUGAAAACUUUGAAUAUUUCACUCCAACUGAAGCAUCAGAGUCGUGAUCAGAGGCUUAUCAGGACCAGCGACGGGUUCAAACAGAAGAAUUCAUCAGAUUUAGGGAGCAGCUGCUAAAUCACCGUUUAAAUUAGCAAACUGCCAGAGUCCAACCGACUGAACGGGUUCUGACCAAUAGAAACGCUGUUGCUAGGUCCAAACAGAGCAGACUCAUUUCUAUUGGUCCACGCAGAGACCAAUCAGAAGGCUAGAGGGGGAAACUCUGAGAAGAAUCCAGUUUGUAAAACUCUGCAUUCGGCUUCACCUGCCACAAAAGGCAAACAAAUAAAAUAAUAAUUAUAUUUGUUUGGAAUUUGGAAGAUAAAAUCUGAAAACGAAGAAAUGGAAACGUUUUAUAAAUAAAGAAUUAUGAAAAAAAAUUAUGGAUAAAUAUAAUUUGGAAAAUAAAAUCUGGAGAAAAAAGUACAUAAAAAAAACUCCUCUAAAAAUCAACGGUUAAACUUAUGCAUAUAUGUUCUAAAUUACUCUGAAACAUUUGUUGAUUGUGAAAUCUUUCAUUUCUAAAACACAUAAUCCUCAAAAUUCUUUUUAUAUCUCUGCUUUCAAUACAAUUGGAUGGGAUUUCUCUGUGUAGCAUCGUUAGCAUAGAGCGAGUCGGUCCGUGUAGCCUUCCCUCCCUGCUGCCGUGGCGCCGUACCUUCUGUGGAGCGAUCAUCCUCAUGCUGGACGCAGCGUCGCCUCGGCCUGCAGAGAACACCUCUGUGCUCAGAAACAGAGAAACUCGUGGUGCCUUCAGGGCCCCACUGGGCUCCAGGUCAAUCUGAUCUCAUCUCAUAUGCAAAUGGAAUUGUAAUUUUGAUAUUAACACUAUUGUAACAUAAAAAGCUUUUUUAACAAUUAAA
Molecule: messenger RNA, 2961 nt
Organism: Cyprinodon tularosa
Lineage: Eukaryota; Metazoa; Chordata; Actinopteri; Cyprinodontiformes; Cyprinodontidae
Product: piezo-type mechanosensitive ion channel component 1-like
Exons: 11
Coding region: 1-1467 (488 amino acids)
Source: RefSeq, a predicted model, not a curated record